CGACCGCAGGCGGCGACCCGGGCGGCGCGCGGCGAGCUCUGGCGGCGCUCUGGUCCCGCAGGCGAGGCCGGGCCGGCACUCGGACCCGAGCGGGACGGGACGCGACGCGACGCGACCGGAGCGGGACUGCGAGUCAAGCGGGGCGAGCGAGGAUGCGGGCAGCGGCGCGGGGCCCGGCGCCCGGCAGGAUACCCUCGUAGCCAUCCGGAGGACACGUGGCCAGGAUGUCAGAGAAGCGACCGCUGGGUGCCCUGGGGCCUAUGUUGUACAGCAAGCUGCCACGUCUCGUCGGAUCUGAUCCGGGGCCUGGCCCCUGCCCCGUGGGAGGUGCUGCCCUGUCAGGGGCCGAGAGGCUGGCAUCUUGGGCCCCAUGUGGGGCCCUGUACCCCGCCAGUGUGGCAGGCGCCUCCCUGCCCCCGGACAGCUUGCUGGCCAGCUGCCUGCUCUACCGGCCGCCCACUGAAAGCGUGGCGAAGCUGACUGCCGCUGGACCCCCGGAUCCGCUGCCUCCGCCCUCCCAGCUGCCCCCCUGCCCGGGACCCCCGCUGGCCGCACCCAAGCCCGUCUACCGCAGUCCCCUGUGCUAUGGCCUCUCCACGUGCCUGGGGGAUGGGAUGGCCAAGAGGCCGCUGGACGUGGACUGGACACUGCUGACCGGGCCGCCAGGCCCCCCCACCCACCCGCCUUGCUCUCUGGCCCCUGACCCUGGCUCAGGCCAGUGUCUGAGUGGCCCCUUCCUGAGGGAGGCACCGGGCAGGGGGCCGGGCCGGGACCCCUCUCCAAGCUGCCCCCCCUGCCCGGCCUUCUUAGGCCAGUGCCAGACCGGCUUCCCAGCCCCUCCAUACUCCAGACCUUACCUGGGGGACUCCAGGCAGGCGCUGCCUGAGGGACGCCCCACUCCCUGGACCCACCUGGCCCAGCCGCUGGGACUGGCCUGCCAGGACUCAGCGUCCACACACUGUCCAGUGCUGACCUCUGCACAGGCCCUGCCAUGUGCCCUGCCCUGCCACCGGCCUGAGAGGCAGGGCAGCUAUGGUCCUGGGCCCCCACCUUCCCCAGGGGGCUACAGGGGGACUUCACACCCCACCAGUGGGCUGAGUAGCCCCUACCUUCAGCCUCCAGCAGCCCAGAGCCCCUGUAUGCCCCCAGGGGGGCUGGACACGUUCUCCUGCACCCCGGCCACCUCCCCAGGCCUGAGGCCAGAGCUACCCCUCACACCCAGCUGCCCACCGGACCUGGCCCCCCCAACACUGGGCUUUCCGUAUGCCCGAGACAGCCUUCCCAGCUCAGGGCUGUCCCCGGGCCUUGGAGCGACACUUCCAGCCCAUGGUGGCCUGCAGGCUGGGCCUCAGCCCAGUGGCUUCCCACGGGUGUGCCAGCCCCUGCCCCCCCGCCAGGCCUGCCGGGAGUCUGCCUGCACUGAAGACUCGUCCACAGGGUCCCCUGAGGAGCGGCCCUGGCUGCCCAGCUGCAGGGAGGACUGGCCAGUGCUGGACGAGCCCCCCAGGGUGUCCGUUCUCAUCCAGGACAGCCAUGGCCCCUGCCCCCGCACCUCGCCUGGGCUGCCCACGUGUGCCCAGGAGGAGGACGACCGCUCCCCCCACUCCCCCCCCAUGCCUGUGAUUGACAACGUCUUCAGCCUGGCCCCCUACCGCCACUACCUGGACGCAGAGACUCCCGACACACCCAUGGAACCCCACCUGGCCCCCAGUGCUGGCCAGGAUGAAGCCUGUGAGGGGGCCCUGCAGCCACCCUGCCCACCCCAGGAGGAGGGGGCACUGGACCUCAGCGUGAGAAAGCCCUCAGCAGAUGCCCCUGUCCAGGUGUCCUGCCCUGCAGAGCUGGCCCAGCCCCCAGCCUCUGGGCACACGCUGGACCCGGAAACAUCAGACCUGCCUGGCCUGAGAGCCGUGGCCCCCAAGCCAUCAGUGCUGAGUACAGAGUCGCCCCCCAGGGCCAACUUCCACAGCUCUGUGGCCUUCAUGUUCCGGAAGUUCAAGAUCGUGCGGCCGGCGCCCAUCGCAGACACCCCCAGACACCAGGCUGUGAGCCGGCCCUCGGCCGAGACCUGCUUUGGCCUGGCCAUUCUGGGCACCCCGAAGGUGGCCUCCGCCCGCCCGCUGGCCCCCGCCCCAGCGGCCCCCUCGCCCAAAUCCCCGGAGCAGCACUUCAUGGGCCUGCACACUUCCCUGUGUGAGGCCAUCGCUGGCGCUGUGGCCCAGUCCCCGCCCGAGAGGCUGCGCUCGUGGCUGGCGGAGGCGGGGCCCUGGGGCCGGGCUGCCUGGCGGGAGGCGCAGGGUGUGCAGGUGCUGCUGGCCCAGCUGCUGACCCAGCUGGUGGUCUUCGAUUGUGCCCACCUGUGCCCCUUCCCACACGUGGUGCGGGCGGGCGCCGUGUUCGUGCCCAUCCACCUGGUGAAGGUGCGACUGUUUCCGCGGCUGCCGCCUGGCUCAGUGGAACGCAUCCUGCAGGAGCACCGCGUGGAGCUGCGGCCCACCACGCUGUCGGAGGAGCGGGUCCUGCGGGAGCGGGCGCUACGUGGCUGCACGUCCCGCAUGCUCAAGCUGCUGGCGUUGCGGCAGCUGCCUGCCAUCUACCCCGACCUGCUGGGCCUGCAGUGGCACGACUGUGUGCGCCGCCAGCUGGGACACGAUGGCCCUGAGGAGCCCACCCUGGGCCGCAGGGAACCCGAGAGCCUCGCUCCAGAGUGCCCAGCGGCCACGGCCAGGAUCGGGAAGUCUGGGAAGAAGGAGUCUGUCCUUGGAUCUGAGAAAGAGGUGGCCACAGAGGGAGGGCCCCUGCCUGUCCCUGCCACCUCCUCCAGCCCGCCCGCGCCCGCUUUGAAGGCCCGCUUUCGUGGCCUGCUGGAGAUGGCCUGGCGGAAUGGGCUGGCACUGCCCACCUGGGGCCACCGGGCCCCUGCAUCAGACAGGACAGUGCCGCGGCCGCACCUGGCCACCUGACCAACCAGCACCACCCGCUGUAGCGCAGGCCACUCCUCCCUGACUGCGGCCUCGCCUGCCUGGGCUCUCUUUUCCCCCCUGCUCCCCUGGCCACAGCCGCCGCUUGGCUGGCCUGCGCUCUGACCUCUGCAGUAGGGGGAUGUCGGGAUGCCUGGGCUCUCUGGGGCCUGGAGGUGACCGGCCCAGCUCCUGAAGCCUGUGAGUGACUCCUGGAAAAGCUGGGCUGGGGCUCUGCCCCCGGGGAAGGCUGACCCUGAGGACGCCAAGUGCCCAUCCCCCGAGAGUUAUCGCCUGCUGGACGCCGAGCUGCUGUCUCGGGACCAGAGGGCAGGGGAAGGGCUGCUUGGCCUGGCAGCUGGGCCUCUGGGGGCCUCCUGGUCCUAGGCUAAGCCAGAAGCUACCAGCUGGACCUGGGGCUUUGCUGGGUUCAGGGGACGCUGCAGGGUCUUGGAGGGGACAGUUGGACAUUCAGUAAAGCAUUUAGGGUUCGGA
Erinaceus europaeus (western European hedgehog) is the source of this 3455-nucleotide messenger RNA. It is a transcript of the gene PRMT2IP, whose product is annotated as chromosome 16 C15orf39 homolog. The transcript has 3 exons. Bases 225 to 2963 code for a protein of 912 amino acids. Lineage: Eukaryota; Metazoa; Chordata; Mammalia; Eulipotyphla; Erinaceidae. The record is from RefSeq and is a predicted model, not a curated record.